CCCGAGGGGCUCGGUGGGGGACUGCGUGCCCCCGGGGUUCUGCGGUCGCGCUCCCGCCCGCUGCUCGCGGAGAUGCCCGGGAAGAGGGCGCGUAAGAGCGCGCAGCCCAGCCCCGCCCGGGCUCCGGCAGAGCCUGAGGUGGAAUGUGCCUUGCAAAUCAGGAGAAUCGGAGACAAACUGAAUUUUCGGCAGAAGAUUCUGAACCUCAUUUCCAAAUUCUUCCACUCAGGAACCUGACUGUCAGAAGCUUGUGAAUGAGGAGUCUCCUUUAAAAUGGAAGAUUCCUCAGUAGGCUCUGAUUUUAUCAAUUAGUGGAGAGAAGUCCUUGUAAUGGAGAAAAAAGUGAAGGAGUACUCACUUGCUUCGGGGUGCCCUUGGAAAGGAAGAUGGAAUAUAUAAAACUGAAUUUCUGUUGCAGAGUUCCCAGAAGUCAUUCUUUGGAUGUGAGGACAUUAAACAUCUACUUGAUUUGUUUAUUUUAAAGCAAGCAUGGAAGAGCUUUAAAAAUAGCGAAUUAAUUAAUGAUACAUGUUGUUUUUGCAUAGAGAAUCGUUCUAAUAUUUUUGCUGAAGGUUGCUGCUCAACCUAAGCAGUGUAAGGGGAGUUGACAUGUAUAAUCUUUGGUUUAUAUAUUACCUUGUUAAAAGUAAAAUUUUCGUUCUGAGAACACUGAAUAGCAUAGUGAAUGUUGGUUUUAUAGGUCACUACAACAUAAGAUAACUUGAUAGUUUGUUUCUUUUGACUUAAAAUUUAUUGCAACUGUUCAGAUGACCUACCACAUUAUUGUGUUCCUGUGGGUCAUAACUGGAAAGUGUGUGCUUUGAAAAAAUUUGAUAGAAGUAUAGGAAUAUUAUUUGCUAUUCUUGCAGGCAGAAUGUGAAAAGAUAAAGUGCGUUGGGAUUUUGCAUAGCCAGAAAUAAUGAAAAAAGAGAAUUAGACCUUUCACUGCUGUAAUUAAAACUUAGCAAAACAAAUGAUGCUAUUAUAAAUUACUGUGUAAAGUAAUUUGCUCAGAAAAGGUGUAUGUAAAGUCUCUAAAAUGUUAUUUCUCAGUCAAGUCUCUGUAUCCUAGUAAGGUGAGAUUUUUUUUUUUAGAGGAUUAAGCAUGUUUUCAUAGUUGAGAUACUGUUUUUAAAAAGGGAACAGAUCGAUCAGCACAUGAACCCCAUUUAUACACAUGAAGUUUUCUCUCUGAUUAGGAUUGGUAUUAUAUGAAGAUUACAGGAAAGGGUUCAUGAAUGUCAUUAUUAUUAUUAAAAGGCCCAGGCUAUUAGCAAAACCCCCAGACAUGUAAAAAAGAAAAAAAAAAUCAUGAUUGACUUUGAACAGGGAUAAUCUUAUUUAUUUUAUCUAUUUAUGAUGAUAACUUUUUUUUUUCAGUUGAAAAUACGUUAGUUUAAGUUGCAGUUUUGGGUUAUGAGACCAGCCUUUGUUUUGUAACUACUUGAACUUUUACAGUGAGAAUGUUUUAAUAUAGGCUAUAGUCACUUUAGAAAAAAAUUACCUCGGCCUCUGCUUUUCUUCAGUAUUACUUCAGGUUGGUUUAUUUAGUUGCAAAGACUUUUGUCUGCCUGAAGGCAGGUAUUUUGCCAUGUGGAUAUUUAUGGUAUGUAACUGUAUUUAUAUAUAUACUUAUCAAACUUGAUACUGUAGCUUUAAAUGAUUAAAAAUGA
Messenger RNA from Talpa occidentalis (Iberian mole), 1673 nucleotides. It is a transcript of the gene PMAIP1, whose product is annotated as phorbol-12-myristate-13-acetate-induced protein 1. Gene Ontology annotation, biological process: apoptotic process; DNA damage response; release of cytochrome c from mitochondria. Gene Ontology annotation, cellular component: mitochondrion. The coding region runs from base 73 to 237 and encodes 54 amino acids. The transcript is spliced from 2 exons. The record is from RefSeq and is a predicted model, not a curated record. NCBI's taxonomy places the organism in Eukaryota, Metazoa, Chordata, Mammalia, Eulipotyphla, Talpidae.